AUGCUCUAUAAGGUUGCUGCCCUUCUUCUGCUAGCCUCCGGUGCUGCAGCUGCAGUGACUGGCAAGAAAGUUCCAGCUGGAUUCGUCACAACCAAAGGCAAUGUUUUCAAGCUUGAUGGGAAGAAUUUCUACUUCGCCGGAAGCAAUGCCUACUACUUCCCCUUCAAUGAUCUCGCAUCGGACGUCGAAGCUGGUCUCACUGCUGCAAAGAAGGCGGGACUGAAUGUCUUCCGAACCUGGGGCUUUAAUGAGCGGAACAGAACGACCAUUCCAGGCGGGCUGCCUCAAUACGGUGGUGAGGGUGCUGGCCCCAGCCCGAAUGUCAUGCAAUGGUGGAGCAACGGUACUCAAGAGAUCAACCUUGCACCGUUUGACAAAGUUGUCGCAGCCGCAGAGAAGACUGGAAUCAAGCUCAUUGUUGCCUUGACAAAUAAUUGGGCUGAUUACGGUGGCAUGGACGUCUAUACUACGAACCUAGGUGGGAAGUACCACGACGAUUUCUACCGAGUUCCUAAAAUCAAGAAGGCAUUCAAGAAAUACGUCAAAGCGAUUGUGAAGCGCUACGCUAAGUCCCCCGCUAUUUUUGCCUGGGAACUCGGCAACGAGCCUCGCUGUGGUGCUGACGGCGUGCGCAACCUGCCUCGAAGUGCCAACUGUACACCCGACACACUCACUGCUUGGGUUGAUGAGAUUAGCACGUUUAUCAAAUCUAUUGAUUCAGACCAUCUCGUCACCACAGGUAGCGAAGGCGGCUUUAAUAGGGCAAGCGAUGAUGGAUUCUACAAUGGAUAUGACGGGGGUGAUUUCGACAAAGAACUUACCCUAAAAAAUAUUGAUUUCGGCACACUUCACUCCUACCCGGAUUGGUGGUCGAAGACAGUCGAGUGGACCAAUCAAUGGAUCAUUGACCAUGCCGAAGCCGGACGCAAAGUCGGGAAGCCAGUCGUGCACGAAGAGUAUGGCUGGCUAACUGAUGCUAAGAGAAAAGAGGUCCAGAACAAGACAUCCAACAUCACGAGAACUCAAGCCCUUGGUCUGUGGCAGGCUACCAGCAUCAAGGAGGGGAUGUCGGAUCUGUACUGGCAGUUUGGGUACGGGGGUUACUCAUACGGCAGAAACCACGACGACGGAUUCACAAUCUACUUGGAGGACGCAGAGGCUAAACAACUGGUCUAUGAGCAUGCAGAGAAAGUCAAUGCACUCAACAAGUGA
This is a messenger RNA of Cucurbitaria berberidis CBS 394.84, 1212 nucleotides long. RefSeq names its product glycoside hydrolase family 5 protein. The transcript has 3 exons. Lineage: Eukaryota; Fungi; Ascomycota; Dothideomycetes; Pleosporales; Cucurbitariaceae. Gene Ontology annotation, molecular function: hydrolase activity, hydrolyzing O-glycosyl compounds. The record is from RefSeq and is a predicted model, not a curated record. Bases 1 to 1212 code for a protein of 403 amino acids.